AAGUCGUUGUGUACACAGCGGUAGUGACAGCUUGAAGUACAUGAAUUUCGUGUAAUAUUUUGCAUUUUUGUGCGUAACUAUCGGAAUUUAUAUCAUUAUAUCAUACCACGUUUUAAGGUCUGUGUCGAGAUGCAUGUACUGCUUCUCAAAGAGCCACGAGAUGGAGAGUCUGGACCUGAUCCUUACAUCAAGGCGCUGGCCUCACAUGGACAUAAAGCAACCCUAAUCCCUGUGCUGUCUUUUAAGUUUGUCUCAUUGAACACUUUGUCAGACAAGCUUUUCCAACCAGAAAAACAUGGAGGUCUUAUAUUUACUAGCCCAAGAGCAGUGGAGGCUGUGAAGAUGUGCUUGGAAGCAGAAGAAAGACGGGAAGAAUGGAACAACUCUGUGAAAGACAAAUGGAACAGCAAGUCCAUCUAUGUGGUUGGGAAGGCAACUGCUGCAUUAGUACAGAGUCUGGGUCUGAACCCUUUGGGCGAGGACACAGGGACAGCAGAUGUCCUAUCACGUCUUAUCAUUGAACGAGAGGACACAAAUAUUCCACCACUUUUCUUCCCCUGUGGCUCAAUCAAGAGAGAAGUCUUGCCUACAGCUUUAAGGGAAAAUGGAGUGCCCCUAGAGACGCUGACUGUCUAUCAAACAGCGGAACAUCCAGAUCUGGAGAAAAAUAUAAAGAACUAUUUCACAGAGCAGGGCACUCCAGCCAGCAUAGCUUUCUUCAGUCCAUCAGGAGUGAAGUUCUGCCUAGAGGUGGUACGGAGGCUGUCAGGAGAACAGCUGGCUCAAAUAAAGUUUGCAGCCAUAGGGCCGACUACACAAGACGCCAUGACAGCAGAAGGCCUGAGAGUCAGCUGCGUUGCGGUGAAGCCAACAGCCGAACACCUGGCAGCAGCGAUAGCCAAAGCUCUACAGUGAUCAUCCCACAGGCUGCAGCCCUUAAAUCCAUCCACUUUAUCUUCUCUCUGUAUAUUCUGUAUUAUUUAUAAGUGCUGUCAUUUAUCUGUUUGUCUUGCACCACUUUUGUAUAUACAUCAGCUUAUUUGCACUGAGAAAAUGUAGCUUUUUGUGCCAUAAAAGCCUUAUAAUGUAAGUUAUUAUAAUUCCAAUCAUGUUAAGCCGCGUGCUAAAGAAAUUUAAUGCAGGGUUUGUUGUUGAAAAUAAACCUCGGGCAGUUUGAUGUGGAA
This is a messenger RNA of Epinephelus lanceolatus (giant grouper), 1184 nucleotides long. Lineage: Eukaryota; Metazoa; Chordata; Actinopteri; Perciformes; Serranidae. The record is from RefSeq and is a predicted model, not a curated record.